Phycomyces blakesleeanus NRRL 1555(-) is the source of this 960-nucleotide messenger RNA. RefSeq lists its product as hypothetical. The record is from RefSeq and is a predicted model, not a curated record. NCBI's taxonomy places the organism in Eukaryota, Fungi, Mucoromycota, Mucoromycetes, Mucorales, Phycomycetaceae. The transcript is spliced from 4 exons. Bases 1 to 960 code for a protein of 319 amino acids.
AUGAUAAUAUCAAAGUUGGUAAAAUAUUCUGCAUUACACUACACGUUUAUGGACACACCAGAUAUUUUUUUUACCUCUACUUCAACUGCUUAUUUACAUUCACCAACAACCAUCGAGACCCCUUUAUUGAUUGAUCCACAAUUUAUAGAAGCCACUCUUGAUCUACCCUUUGAACAUACCCCUUCUUUUGGUUUUCUUAGUUUUUCCCAUGCUUAUUUUGACCAUUCAUUUGUCUUUAAUCCAGUUAUCACCAACAAUUUUGAAUCCUUGGAUGGCCAACUGAUUCCGAUGACUAACCUCAUAACUGGGGUUUCUUCUUCUUUUGAACCAUCUGGCAUAUAUUCUGACCUGGAUUUAAACCAAAACAACAUCAACCUUCAGGAGUUGGCUUACGGCAAUCGUAUUGAAUCAAUUGCGUCUACAAGCCCUUCGAAUGCACUGUCUAUGAUCGGUCCACUAGACGAAAGUACAAUAAUUGCACCAAACCAGAAUAAUGAAAUGACAUUCCCUGUUCCACACACCACACCAGAUUUUGUACUCUCAUCCUCGCCAUCUCAAGUAAAAUUGCCAGGCCCAGAACCAGCAUUAACAUGGUCACCUUGCAACUCCAAUACAGGUCCUUCUUGUCCACGAAUCUCAAAUACCCCAAAAAUUUCUAACCGGAAUUUCGAUGAUAUUGAAAAAAGAAUAAUUCAUUAUAGUCCCCCCAAAACCACUCCAAAAGGCAACCCAAAUUCUCGCAAGGUUAAGAGUAAAAGCUCUUAUAAAGUAACUUACGACUGCCCAGAAUGCGAAUACUGGAGUGAUCGAGCGGGCAACAUAAAAAGACACGUAGAAAAUCAUAAACCAAACCACAAAGGGCAAACAUGCUCAAAAUGCUCAAAAUCUUUUAGCAGCGGCUUCAAUCUCAAAAGGCAUAGGACCUCUAGUAAAGCAUGCAACUCUAAUAACUUAAAAUAA